GAUACCUGGAGUCCAUUUGGAGCUGAUCAAGGCAUAGGGGGGCUAGGAUUUUGUUUGGCUGCAGUUACUGAAGACUCUCUAACUCACCUGGAACGAAACACACUAUACUUACACUCAUUUUUGAGCUCCUCACCUUCUCUUACACUUUUUAAAAAAGACUAGUGUGAGCUCAUAGACAGUUGUCCUGCUGUUUUGCCUGGUGGACAGCCAGUUGUUCGUGAGCCUGCAAUGUCGUGGGACUGUGGCCUCAAAUACAUGUUCUCCGUGUCCCCUGCGCUGCAGCCAGGGAGCAUGUGUAUCCUGCAUGACAAGGAGGACCUGUCCAGACUGGAGAUGGUCCAGAGACUGGCCAAGGAUGGCUGCCGCUUCCUGCAGAACCACAGCAAGGGCUCAGAGAGGACAAGCGAGCCCCGGAGUGACGAGGCAGUCCGCGUGUGUCUGAGGGAGAGAGGCCAGGAUGUGCUGGUUCUCCAGAGAAUAUCAUCAGAGCAGCCAACCCUCUCUGCAUCAGCAAGGGGAGGAGGGAGAGUGGAGGCGAAGAACGGGAGGUAUAUGGUGGUAUCGGGGACGCCAGAGAAGAUCCUGGAGCACUUGCUGAAUGACCUGACACUGGAUGACGACCAGGGGACAACACCCAGCAUAGAGUCAGAUACACUUCUGGAUGAUUUUCUGCUGACCUACCCAGUGUUCAUGUCAACCAGUGAUUUAUGUCAAGCUCUGCUGGGGCACUAUUGCACCAAGCGAUACAGGGGGAAAGAAGACAGGAAAGAGGCUCUGGAGAGGAAACGAAAAGUCCUGCACCUGGUGUCGGAGUGGAUGGCCCUCUGCAAAGACUUCCUUAGGGAGGACGAGCAUGUCAAACUGUUCAUGAAGACUCUGUAUCGUUAUGUGUUGGAUGAUCUCUAUGAGCACCCAUUCCUGGAGAAGGAUGGGAGGGAACUGCAGAAACUGUACCAGCUGCAUCGCAGACAUGUGGCGGAUGAAUAUUCCCCUCAGAGAAAGGGCAAAGCACUUUUCCACCAAUUGAGUGUGAAAGAGAACGGGCUCCAGUCCAGAGGCACACAAAGGGAGAACAAGGAAGUGCUGUGUCACGUGUAUAUUACCAUGGACUCGUUCCUCAGUAUGAGGGCCCAUGCGGGGACAGUGGCCCAGCAGCUGCUGCAGGCAGUGGCAGAAAGGAUGGAAGUCCCACUGGGGAAACUGGUCCUAGUGGCUGUCACUUACAAUGGAGGGAGGCUCCUCCUGCAGCCUCAGGACAGAGUCUUCUCUGAUUCUUUACGACCGGUUGGGAGACUGCAUGUGUGCAGGAAGGACCUGGGUGAAGUCCUGAACCCGUUCACAGACAACUCAGAGCUGCAACAGAGAACGGCCCGCAUGCUCAGUUUAAACACAUGGGACGUGGCCGUUGCUCUCACCAACUUUGACUGGACCAUCUUUGACUCAAUACACGAGCAAGAACUCGUCUAUUUCACCUUCAGUCGCCACAGCAGCAGUAGCUACACUGUGGCGUUUGAGCUGCUGCUGCAGCGCUGCAAUGAGGUCCAGCUGUGGGUGAUGACUGAGGUGCUGCUCUGCCCAACGCUCUGCAAAAGAGUCCAACUCAUCAAGAAAUUCAUCAAGAUUGCUGCCCACUGUAAAGCACAGAGGAAUCUCAACUGUUUCUUUGCCAUUAUAAUGGGCCUGAACACUGCAGCUGUUAGCCGCCUCGGUCAGACAUGGGAGAAAAUUCCUGGGAAAUUCAAAAAGCUGUUUUCAGAGCUGGAGACAAUAACAGAUCCCUCGCUGAACCACAAGGCCUACAGGGACUCCUUCAAGAAGAUGAAGGCGCCAAAGAUCCCCUUCCCUCCUCUGCUACUGAAAGAUAUCACGUUCAUUCACGAAGGCAACAAGACGUUUCACGACAACCUGGUCAAUUUCGAAAAGCUGCACAUGAUAGCAGACACAGUGCGUCUCAUCCGGCAGUGUCAGAGAGAUCUCAUGGGUAAUGGCAUCACCCAGAAGAGCAGCCCAGAAGUGCGAGCCUACAUUGAUUACCUGCAUAUCAUCGACAAUCAGCAGACUCUGUUUGAGCUGUCACACAGGCUGGAGCCUCGUGCUUAGACUCACUCAGCAAUCAAAGGACGAGGCAUGAUCCUGGUCGACCACAGGAGGGAACCGCACAAUCAGGAAACCCCUCACCAGGGAUGGGAAUAAGCAGAAAAAGGGCAAAUGCAUAAAUGUUUGCGUAUAUCCACAACUAUGUCACUGAUCCAAUACACCUGAAAAUAGACCCACCUGUUCCACAAACUUGUGCUGACUGGUGGUAAGAAAAAAAUAUGGAUUUCUAAAUCCAAAGAUUCAAAUCUGCUGCUGCUGUUACUAUACUGUCAUACAGAUUGCUGAGGUUGGCAGGUGCAGAGCUGUUUUAACAAUGAUGCAACAGCUCCCCCUUGUGGAGAAUAAGCAGCCUGCUAUAAGAGUUUGUUUGCAGGUGAAGUGCUUCCCACCUAACAUAAAGCUACAGAAAAUGAAUGUUCAAACAAACAAAGGGUUGGACAUGGAAGUUCAUUCCCCACCUUGACAUCAGUAUGUUUGACGAGAACGUCCACCGACUAGCCUUUCCAGAGCUUUUAACCACAUCAAUUCACGUCACAUAGAGUGAUUGAGAUGCAGAUUAACUCAUGAUACUGUACAACUUUUUGUAUUUGUGGCGUUUAAGAUCUGGCAGCAGUGGGUUGUUUCAUCAGAGUUAACCAAAGACAAUAUCGGUCCUAUAUAUUGUAAACAAACUUCUCUUCUCUUCAGAGUGCGACAAGAUCCAGAUGUAAAACAUGCACACCCCAUCAAAUCAGUACAGUGUUUGCACAACAGCUGAAUGACAUGAUAGAGAGAGUGAAAAUGAUGAUUGUCAUAUAUUAUAUUCAUUAUCUAUUUUUACAUUGCAGAAUUGUCUUACCGUACAGUUUUCUAUUGUUUAACCAUAAAGUGUAUUAGAAGAGGCAAUUCAUUAGAGCGGGACAUUAAGUGAGAAUAGGAGUAUACUGUAUUUCUGUAGUGUGUGUGUGGCAAAAGUUGUGUUUCCUGUGUGGAUUAUAAUCACGUAUGUAAGCGCCAAAUAGUAUAAAAAAGUAAUGCCCAUUCAAAGUAAUGCUAAUUGCUCAUCAUUCUAAAAGCAUAAGGAUCUCCAUCUAGUUGAGCUGUGGACAAUCAGUUAAACGGAAGCAGAAUACCCAUACUGAUACAUCUGUAUUGGUCUUUAAAGUUCAGGUUAAAACACAGUGCAUUUCUCCAUCCAGAGAGUGUUUGAUUAGAUGAGGUUUGGAGAUAUUGGCUUUAGCUGUGUGGUACUCACCAGAAUUAGCAUUUGAAAAACUUGGCAACCGCAUGUCUUUGCAAAAAACAAAGACAUGGUGACUCACAACAACCCAAGAUCGUACUGAGCUACAGCGAAACUCUUUUAUCCUCAGUAAUCGUAUGGAUAAUAACUGAAGAGGAAAAUGAAGUUUCAUUGUGUUUUGGAUGAACUGACCCAAAAAGUAAAGAGCAAUAGCAAAAACAAGUAUUACAGCACCUUCUGGACAGAUACAAGUAAAGAAAGAAAAAUAGAAGCCAUUUGCUUAUGUACAGUGUGUAUUAACAAUACUGUGUACAACUGUAUAGUUUGUAGUUAUGGAAGAUACCGUACAGUAUUUAUGAUCUAGAUUUGUCAACUGAAAAUUGUCACCUUUGACCUGAGGUUAGGCCAUUUUAAGUAGGCUCUGUGAAGUGUUGUAGAUGGAACUUUGCAUUACGUUCUUGAAAUUUAAUUUAUAUAUUUUGGAUUUUAAAGCCCUGCAUCUUAUUUAGAUUUUUGUUUUUAUCAAAAUAAAAUUGUAUGUAUAUAUGCACACACUCACACACAGUAUAAAUAGAAUCAACCGUACAUUGUUGUACAUUGUCGUUGAUACAAAUAAAAUUCAAAAUAAGAAACAUACUGCUAAAGCAUUGAAUAUGUAUUCAGGAUACUGACAUUUAUUUAUUUCAGAAUUAUUUAUUUGUUCUACAGAUGUUACUUUUAUUAGUUCAGUGUGAUGUUUUUGUACGCACUGGCUGGUCUGCAUGAUAUGGCAAACCGUGGAUUGACCAGCAGUGUCAACUGUGCAUGCAAUAAAAUAUUUUUCAUCAUCAUAAAUUGCUUAUGGUAAAAGAUAUAUAUUUACAUGUAAAUUGUGGAGAAAUUCAAAAUUCAUUGAAACAGGCAAAUUCAAUUAAAACAGAUAUUAAAUGAAAGCAGUACUGACUAUCGUAAAUUAGGACUCAUUAUACCUUCCAUGUGGGGUUUGUGGUUUUCAACAUAGUUAUAGGAACACAAAGACAUGACAUUUAGUAGAUCCAGAUAAAAAGAGCAUCUAGGAAACUACAAACAACUGAUUUAGUAAAUGAAAAAGCAGGGCCAUUUAUAUGCUCAAUCCGUGCACAAACACAGGCAGAGAAGACCAUAAAGGCAUGAAGCUAGUCUGCAUCGCUACGUGUUUCAAGCUUGCCA
Molecule: messenger RNA, 4504 nt
Organism: Anoplopoma fimbria (sablefish)
Lineage: Eukaryota; Metazoa; Chordata; Actinopteri; Perciformes; Anoplopomatidae
Product: rap guanine nucleotide exchange factor 5-like
Exons: 19
Coding region: 229-2100 (623 amino acids)
Biological process (GO): positive regulation of GTPase activity; Ras protein signal transduction
Cellular component (GO): plasma membrane
Molecular function (GO): guanyl-nucleotide exchange factor activity
Source: RefSeq, a predicted model, not a curated record